UGCAGUGAUAUUUCAUAUAUGGAUAACAUCCUGUACGGAGUAUAUGAUAAUUUGCCCCAGAGUCAAGAGUCCAAUUGAAGUGUGACCUACCACGUUGAUCAUUCUCAACAUCCCUGAACUGAAUUCAUACAUAUAAAUAGGCAAUAAUUUGAAAAUGUGGCCCAGAUUGUGGGUUUCAGCCAGACGUUCUGCUGUUCAAUUAAAUAUUGAAAAUGCAUUAAAGAUCUCUUUCCGACACUCAUCUAGCCAGGCCAAGCAGGUGGAAAUUUCCGAUGCCAAAUUAACUAAUUCCGUUUUUCAAACAGAAAAAUUCGACAAUAUUCGUAUAUACAAUGAACCAAUUCCGGAAUAUCUACCCGGUUCCAAUGAAAUUAAAAAUUUGGAGAAAGCACUUGAACAUUAUGAAAAUAAUUGUGAAGAUAUACCUAUUGUUAUAAACGGUAAAGAGAUAAGGGAAGGACAGGAGGCGUACCAAGUUAUGCCACACAAGAAAAAUCACAAGCUUGCUAAAUAUUAUUAUGCCAACAAUGCUACCAUAGAAGAAGCUAUACGUGUCUCAGUGCAGAAACAAAAGGAAUGGGAUAAAACUCCUCUUAAAAAGCGUAUUGAAAUUUGGGAGAGAGCUGCUGAUCUUAUGGCUAAAAAGUAUCGUGCUGAUUUGUUAGCUACUACCAUGUUGGGACAAUCAAAAACCGUAAUACAGGCUGAAAUAGAUGCUGGUGCUGAAUUGAUCGAUUUUAUCAGGAUGAAUGCCGGUUAUUUGAAAAAUUUGGCUAUGGAACAACCACUAAGUCCACAACCAGGAAUAACCAAAAACCAUUUACGUUUUCGGGGUUUGGAGGGAUUUGUUGCAGCAAUAACACCCUUUAAUUUCACAGCUAUUGGUGGUAAUUUAGCGUUUGCACCAGCGUUGAUGGGUUGUAGUGUGUUAUGGAAGCCGUCAGACACCGCUAUGCUUUCCAAUUGGACGGUGUUUAAAAUCAUGCGUGAAGCUGGUGUACCCGAUGGUGUAGUAAACUUCGUUCCAGCUAUUGGCAAGAAUUUCGGUGACACGAUUACUAAUUCCGCCGAUUUGGCUAGCAUCAAUUUUACUGGUUCCACAGCCACAUUCAAAACUCUCUGGAAGUUGGUGGGUAACAAAAUUGAUCAGUAUAAAAACUAUCCACGCUUAAUAGGUGAAUGUGGAGGCAAGAAUUUCCACUUUAUUCACCCAUCUGCGAAUGUGGAAACCGCAGUUGCGCAAACUAUUCGCUCUGCUUUUGAAUAUGGUGGACAGAAGUGUUCCGCUUGCUCUCGCCUAUAUGUACCAGAAUCACUUUGGGAGUCACAAUUUAAACGACCACUCAUAGAGAAGACUAAGAAUUUGAAAGUUGGCGAUGUUCGUGAACUUGACAGUUUCUACUCGGCGGUUAUUGAUGAAAACUCAUUUCAACGUAUUCUUGGGUUUAUUAAUGAGGCCAAAGAGGAUCCCGACUGCACAGUAUUGGCAGGUGGAAAUUUGUCCAAUUUGAAAGGCUACUUCGUGGAACCAACCAUUGUACAAGUGAAAGACCCACAUAAGCGUGUAAUACGAGAUGAAAUAUUUGGACCAGUAUUGUCAGUGUAUGUUUAUAAGGACAGCGAUUUGGAUAAGGCUCUAGAUUUGGUGAGAAAUACAACAAAAUAUGCGUUGACUGGCAGCGUUUUUGCCACAGAUGAAGCUUUUUUAAAACGAGCUUUAGAUGAGUUUAAAGAAGCCGCUGGCAACUUCUAUAUUAAUGAUAAAUCCACUGGUGCUGUCGUUGGACAACAACCCUUCGGUGGGGCACGUCAGUCCGGUACGAAUGAUAAAGCAGGGUGUCCAUUUUAUCUGAUGCGUUUCGCAUCAUUGCAAGCUGUAAAGGAGACAUUCGUAUCCCUACCCGAUAUAUACUAUCCUUAUAUGAACAAAACGAAAAACUAAAUAAAUCACGAUGAUAUUUCUCUUUAAAUGAAACUAAGCGAAUCUCGAAUGGCAGUUAAAAACUAAAACUAAAAAUGUUUACAUGUUUUGUGGUUAUAAAUCAUUUAUUUUAUUCCGAAUAUAUUAAAUCAAUUAAGCAAUUAUAAAUUACAAUUUAUUCAAUGUGUAUUAGAAUCUCUUUAACGAACAAUUAACGUACAUACUACAUAUACAUAUACUAGCUAAUUACUUCAGCGAGCUGAAUGCUGAUUUACAUGCCCUCGAACAUUGCACGUGUUCACUAGUAGCCGAGCCCACUAUUUGUUAUCACUAUUUUUAUAUUCUGGUUCGUUGGUGGUACUUUAUUACAUACAUACCCAUAUAUACUUGUGUACAAUAAAAGCAACACAGACCUGCGAUAAUCA
Messenger RNA from Zeugodacus cucurbitae (melon fly), 2346 nucleotides. It is a transcript of the gene P5CDh2, whose product is annotated as delta-1-pyrroline-5-carboxylate dehydrogenase, mitochondrial. The transcript is spliced from 3 exons. NCBI's taxonomy places the organism in Eukaryota, Metazoa, Arthropoda, Insecta, Diptera, Tephritidae. The record is from RefSeq and is a predicted model, not a curated record. Gene Ontology annotation, cellular component: mitochondrial matrix. Gene Ontology annotation, molecular function: L-glutamate gamma-semialdehyde dehydrogenase (NAD+) activity. The coding region runs from base 155 to 1942 and encodes 595 amino acids.